AUGGGUCUUGGAGUACUGGAUACCAAGGCGGCCCACGUUCCAGGUACCUCCGAUAUCUACGAACAAAACAGCAAUGCGAGCGAUCUAGCACCAGGCACUGCAGGCCUCAAAUGCGACUGGUCGGGCAAGCAGCCAGUCAUCCUCGUCCCCCAGCCAAGUGAUGAUCCCAAUGAUCCAUUGAACUGGCCGCUAUGGCGACGCGACCUCAUCCUCUCCAUCCUAUCAUUCGUGACUGUCCUCUGCACAACUCUCAGCUCCAUUCUAGCUGCAAAUACCGUCACAAUUGCCGACUACGAGAAUAUCACCUUUACAGCUGCUGCUCUGUUGACCGGAUAUCACUUGUGUGGCGUUGGAGUGGCGGGCAUCUUGAUUGUUCCCACGGCGCGAGUCUGGGGUAAACGCCAUCUAUUUCUGAUUGGGCAUGUCUUGAUGACUGUGAGCUGUAUCUGGGCUGGUGCGAGUGGGAGGAAUCAUAGCAGUCUUCUGUGGUCACGGAUCUUCCAGGGUGUUGCAUUGGCGCCGUUUGAAGCAUUGGUUAAUGCCUGCGUGGGAGAUUUAUACUUUGUUCAUGAACGAGGCAAGCGCAUGGCUGUGUCCAAUGUCGCUCUCUUUGGAGCUGCCUUCUUGACUCCUGUUGUGGUAGGAAAGAUCACCAAGACCAUGGGAUGGCAAUGGUCUUUCUAUUUUGUCGCCAUCUUCCUUGGAGCUUCAUUUCCAUUGAUGUUUUUUUUCGUGCCGGAGACUGCUUUCCGACGUCCUGAUUAUCUGAACACGGACUUCAAGUAUCAGGAUGGCCACGGCGAGUCUACCUCAAUCAGCGGAGCGUCGAAUGAUGAGACCAAGGAACUCAGACCGGAAGACAGGAAUGCACUGGGAACAUCGAGGACAGAGGUUCCUGCUCCAAUUCCUGAGAAAGACUCGUUUGUCAAAUCCCUUCGAUUGUUCAAUGGCCGAAAGACAGACGAGAGCUUCUUCAAAUUGCUACUUCGUCCGUUCCCGCUGUUCUUCCAUCCAGGGAUCUUCUGGGCUUGCCUGAUCCAAGGCGUCGUGAUUGGUUGGGCGGUCUUUGUAGGUGUCGUUCUAGCGAUUGUGUUCCUCGGCCCGCCAAUGUGGUUCGAUGAAGACAAAACCGGGUACCUUUACACAGGCGCGUUCAUCGGUGCAAUUGUGGGCCUUGUGCUAUCUGGUUUACUCAGUGAUUCCAUGAACAAGUUGAUGAUCCGCCUGAACCAUGGCAAAUAUGAACCGGAGUUCCGUAUCCUGCUAGUGCUCCCCCAGCUCAUUUUCUGUGGCAUCGGGAUAUACGGUUUCGGAUGGACAGCCAACGAUGUCAUGCACUAUGGGUAUAUACUCCCGGACGUGUUUUUCGCUUUCCUGAUCAUUGGCAUGGUCAUGGGCGCAGUUGCUGCGUCGCUUUAUAUUAUCGAUGCCCACCGGGAAAUGGCCAUCGAGGCCUUCACCUGCAUGCUGGUCUUCAAGAAUCUGUUCAGCUUCGUCCUAACAUUUUACGCCUACAAAUGGUUUGCCCACGGGGGCAUCAAACACACUAUGGUGAUCAUCGGUAGUAUCCAAGUGGGGAUCUGCCUGUUGAGUAUCCCCAUGUAUAUCUUUGGGAAAUGGAACCGCUCGUUCUUUGCGCGUCAUGACAUCCUGGAGAUGUUGCACCUGCGAUAG
This is a messenger RNA of Penicillium antarcticum, 1674 nucleotides long. Its product is annotated as putative MFS transporter. Gene Ontology annotation, molecular function: transmembrane transporter activity. Gene Ontology annotation, biological process: transmembrane transport. Lineage: Eukaryota; Fungi; Ascomycota; Eurotiomycetes; Eurotiales; Aspergillaceae. The coding region runs from base 1 to 1674 and encodes 557 amino acids. The transcript is spliced from 7 exons. The record is from RefSeq and is a predicted model, not a curated record.